CGCAACCCUACCCCCCACGUUCAUGAGCGCGCAGAUGAAAGCUCCACGGGCGGUGGAAGCGGUCCAUCCGCAGGCGGCCGAGGGCGCGCUUCGACCGUCCUGCCCCGGGCUGUACACCACGACGCCGUGCGCCGAGGGGCCGCACGCGGGGGAGUAUUUCUACAACGCCGCGGUGUGCGACUCCAUUCGCUUCGACGUGGAGUGCCACCUCUCCACCGGGUUCGUCACGUGCACGUCGCGGUGGACCGUCCCGAAGGCGCUCCUGAACGGGAAAGCGUCCGGCUCGUGCCUGUUCGCGAUGCCGCUCGCGAACGGCCUGACCGUGACCGGGAUCACCGCGCGGUCGUCGAAGAAGUGCGUCACGAGCGCGAUCGUCCCUCUGGAGGACACGACGAACUUCAAAGGGAAAUCCUUCGGGAGGAACACGACGGAGCACGCGCCGGAGCAUCCGGACGUCUUCUGCAUGACGGUGCCGAACGUCGCCGCGGACGAAGUCGUCGACGUGUGCGUGACGUACUUCCACCCGCUCGAGUUCGAGAACGGCGCGUACGCGUUCACGGCGCCGAGCACGAUGCCGGAGGCGUCGCUGCCGUGGGAUAAAGACCACGUCGGCGUGUGCUCCUUCACCGUCGCGAUUCGAAGCGCGUACGAAGGCGACGUCGCCGUCGCGUCGACGUCGCACCCGCUCCAGAUCAUUCAACAACAGUCCGGGUUCAAGAAAGUGCGCGCGAGCGCGGCGAUGGGGGGAUGGAAGAACGCGGACUUCAAGCUCACGAUGCCGACGUGGGCGGAGCACAUCGUCGCCGCGUGCGUGCAGCAGAGGCCGACGCACAUUCUCGGGCAGCCGCCGCCGAGGGACCCGCGGAGCUCGUUCGUCGUCGCGCUCGCGCCGCCGAAACCGGAGAGAUGCCUCGCGUUCGGUCGGUCCGUCGUCUUCGUGAUCGACCGCUCGGGGUCCAUGAACGGCGAGCCCAUGGAGGCGGCGAACGAGGCGCUCACGACUGGACUGCGGUCGCUCACGGAGCACGAUUACUUCAACAUCUGCGCGUUCGACGACGGGCAGGAGUACUUCGACGCGAACGCCAUGACGCAGGCGACGCCGAAGAACGUCGAGCGCGCGAUGGCGUGGAUGAACGAGCACUGCGUCGCGCGCUAUACGACGGAUAUCUACACGCCGCUCAGCGAGGCGCUGAAGCUCCUCGCCGGGUGCGCCGGGAACGGCACGGUGCCGUUCGUGUUCCUCAUCACCGACGGCGCCGUGUCGGACGAGAAAGAGAUCUGCAAGAUGUUGAUGGCGGAGUCGCAGCAAAAGGGCGAGGCGCUCCCGCGCGUGUGCACGUUUGGGAUCGGGCAGUACUGCAACCACUACUUCCUCAAGAUGCUCGCGAACAUCGGACGAGGUUUAUUCGACGCCGCGUUCACGAACGAUAAGAUCGCGACGCAGAUGUCGAAGAUGCUCACCGCCGCGCGGUCGCCGGUGUUGACCAACAUCGAGAUCGGCGUCGGGGUCGGGUCCGAGGUGGAGCUGUACCCGUUCCCGGUGCCGGAUCUGUACCUCGCGACGCCGGUGAUGGUGAGCGGGAAGGUGAUGGGCGUGCUGCCGCCGACGAUUUCGAUUCGCGGCCGAACCGCGGACGGCGGCGUGUGGGAGCAGACGGUGGCGGUGCAAAACGACGACGCGAUCGACACGCUCACCGUGCCUCUGGAGAAGGUGUUCGUCAAGCAGCGGAUCGACCUCCUCGUCGCCAAGGCGUGGCUUUACGACGAUAAGAAGCUCGAGAAGGAGAUCAUCGACAUUUCCGUGGAGCACGACGUCGCGUGUCCGUACACGAAGCUGUGCGCGUUUGAAGUCACGCCCGCGAACGAGGAAAAGAUGAAAAAAGACAAGGCGAAGGGUAAGAAGAGCAAGAUAGCGAUGUACGCCGUCGGCGGCGCGGCGGGGAUCUUAGUCCUCGGCGCCGCCGGGGCGAUGAUCGGGUUCGGGAACAUCGCCGGGACGCUCGCGAACGGCGCGGGCGUCGUCGGCUCCGCGGGAGAGGCCCUCGCCGGGGUCAUCGGCAACGCCGGGUCGCAGAUCGGCGAAGGGUGCUGCACCGUCUGCGACGUCUGCGGUGACACGUGCGGCGACGCGUGCGGCUUCGCGACUGGACUGUGUCAGCCGUGCCUCGACGCGUGCGCGCCGAUCACCGGGGUGGUCGGCGACGCGUGCGGGUCGAUUUGCGGUGCGUGCCAGGGGUUGCCCGACUGCCUCGGCGGCGCUUGCGGGAGCGUCGUGCCGCUGCUGAGCGGGUGCUGCGAGAACUGCGGCGAGUGCUUCGGGGCGGUCGGGCCCUUGAUCGGGGACUGCUGCAAAGAGUGCGGCAGCGUGAUCGAGCCGCUCGGGAAGUGUCUCCUCGGCAUUGUAAUCAGCGUGUUGGAGGCGUUGAAGUGACGGCGGACGAGCGCGGAGUUCACGUGGCAAGUACCAGCCGGUUUCGUCGUUCGUACAUCAAGUGUGUGUUAGUACGUGUACAUUAAGUGUGUGUUCUAUAUACUAAUUUAUUCCAUAUUGUAC
Micromonas pusilla CCMP1545 is the source of this 2554-nucleotide messenger RNA. RefSeq lists its product as uncharacterized. The coding region runs from base 23 to 2431 and encodes 802 amino acids. NCBI's taxonomy places the organism in Eukaryota, Viridiplantae, Chlorophyta, Mamiellophyceae, Mamiellales, Mamiellaceae. The transcript has 2 exons. The record is from RefSeq and is a predicted model, not a curated record.